AUGGCUGCAAACCCAAUCACCAAGAAUGGACUAUUUGUUCACAAUAAUACUACCGCUCCUGAGCACCCAAGUCUCAUGAGCAUGUUCUCUUUGAAGGGGAAAACUGCCAUUGUUACCGGUGCUGGUGCUGGUAUCGGUCUCGCUGUUGCCCAUGGUCUUGCGGAAGCCGGUGCCAAUGUAGCCAUGUGGUACAAGAGCAAUACCAAAUGUCCUGAGCAGGCUGCUGAGGUCGCCCAGAAGUACGGUGUACAGACCAAGGCUUACCAGGUCGAGAUCACCGACGCAAAAGCUGUCGAGGAGGCCGUUAAUCAAGUCGUCAAGGAUUUCAAUGGCCGGCUUGAUGUCUUCAUUGCCAAUGCUGGUGUUCCUUGGACCCAGGGCCCCAUGGUUGAUGGUCCCCUCGAGCAUUACCGUGAUGUUGUCGCUAUUGACCUAGACGGUACCUUUUACUGUGCCAAAGCUGCCGCAGACCACUGGCGCCGCCAAAAGGAGGAGGGCACUGACGCCAACGGAAAUAAGCUAACCAAUUUUACAUACGGCAGCUUCGUCGCUACUGCCUCUAUGAGUGGCCACAUCGUCAAUUUUCCCCAGAUGCAAGCUGCCUACAACGCCGCCAAGACUGCUGUGAUUCAUCUUUGCAAGUCCCUUUCUGUUGAGUGGGUUCGCUUCGCUCGUGCCAACACUGUCUCCCCUGGCUACAUCGCCACCGAGAUUUCCAGCUUUGUUGCGGAGGAUACCAAGAACAUUUGGCGUGACAAAAUUCCCAUGGGCCGUGAAGGUCAGGCCCAUGAGUUGAAGGGCGCCUACCUUUACUUGGCCUCUGACGCUUCCACCUACACCACUGGAGCUGAUCUCAUUGUUGACGGUGGCUACUGUGCCCCAUAA
Molecule: messenger RNA, 885 nt
Organism: Penicillium soppii
Lineage: Eukaryota; Fungi; Ascomycota; Eurotiomycetes; Eurotiales; Aspergillaceae
Product: putative carbonyl reductase
Exons: 3
Coding region: 1-885 (294 amino acids)
Cellular component (GO): intracellular anatomical structure
Molecular function (GO): oxidoreductase activity, acting on NAD(P)H, oxygen as acceptor
Source: RefSeq, a predicted model, not a curated record